This is a messenger RNA of Prunus armeniaca (apricot), 816 nucleotides long. The record is from the annotation of a GenBank genome assembly. NCBI's taxonomy places the organism in Eukaryota, Viridiplantae, Streptophyta, Magnoliopsida, Rosales, Rosaceae.
AUGUCACCCAAGGAUGCUGAGAAGACAGCCUUUCGAACUCCAUAUGAGAAUUUUUAUUACACGGUCAUGCCAUUUAGUCUCAAGAAUGCUGGCAUUACCUAUCAAACUGCUACGACAGCAUCAAAAACUAAGGAAAGCCAUCGAGAAGUUUUGGGAAGGGUGCUAGAAAGGUGCUGGCUGUACAGGCUGAAGAUGAAUCCAAAGAAGUGCGCUUUUGGAGUUUCAUCUGAUAAAUUCUUGGGGUUUCAAGUACACCAGCGUGGCAUACAUGUGGAUCCUGAAAAAACUAAGGCCAUAAAUUCUCUUGCGCCACCUACAAACUCAAAGGAAUUAAAAAGCUUCAUGGGGAGAUUUUCGUAUAUUCGACACUUCAUCCCUAGUCUUGCUACCACCAUGAGUGUUUUUACUCCCUUACUUAAGAAGGGCAAGCCGUACGAAUGGAGCAAGAGGUGCCAAGAAGCCUAUAAGCAAGUGCAACAAAUAAUCACCAAGCUGCCCACCUUGAGAGCACCUAUUCCGGGACUUCCACUCAAGCUUUAUUUGGCUGCGACAAACACAGCGGUUGGGGCUUUGCUUACCCAAGAUGAUCAUGGUGGGGAAGAGAAUCCCAUUUAUUAUGUGAGUAGGCAAUUAAGGGGAGUUGAAACGAGAUACCCAAAAACCGAACUCUUGUGCCUUUCUCUUGUCUUUGCUGCACAGCGCUUGCGACAUUACUUCCUUGCUCACAAGCUACGGCUCAUAGUGAAGUCUGCCCCCGUAAGAUACUUGCUCACGAGGCUUGUGUUAUCUGGACGUCUUGCACGUUGGUUGCUAUAA